Messenger RNA from Theobroma umbraticum, 868 nucleotides. RefSeq lists its product as uncharacterized. Gene Ontology annotation, biological process: shoot system development; root development. NCBI's taxonomy places the organism in Eukaryota, Viridiplantae, Streptophyta, Magnoliopsida, Malvales, Malvaceae. The record is from RefSeq and is a predicted model, not a curated record.
ACAUUGUAAAAGCUCCCUUUGCUAAAGGAAAAAAAAAAUGGCUGCCUCAAUUGGACAUGUUCGUUCAAGCAGUUUGCCCUCCAGCAUCCAUCCUCUAGUUGCAAGUGUUGAGGAGCAGUUAUCCAGAUUGAAGGCAUCACAAGACACAUCCUCAUCGAUCAGCUGCGGAUUGGGAGGUCUGAAAGAAUUGUACGAGCGUGUUGAUGAUUUGGUUCAUUUGCCACUUACCCAACAAGCUCUUUGCCAUGAACAGCUAGAGGACGUGUUGGAAGGAUCUUUUAGACUGUUGGACGUGUGUGGUACCACUAUAGAUGUUUUCUCUCGGAUGAGAGAGAGCGUGCAGGUAGUGGAAUCAUCCCUCAGGAGAAGAAGUAGUGGAGAAUCUGGCUUGGCAAAUGAAGUCAGAGCUUUUAUGGUCACCAGGAAUGAAUUGAAUAAGAUGAUCUGUCAGUGUUUUAAAAGCUUGAAGGGAAUGGAUCGGAAGUGUAAAUCAACUGUCUUGGACAAAGAUUCUGAAAUGGUGGCUGUGUUUAGCAUGCUGAAAGAAGCUGAGGAGAUUAGUCUUGCAGUGUUUGAUUCCCUGCUGUCUUUUCUUUCUCUUCCGAAGCCAAGAUCAAAGCUUACUGCUUUACUGCAUUCAAAACGUGCAUCAAGUGGAGAAGUGGAAGCAAACGAAGCUCAGAAAGUAGACGCUGAGUUGGGUCUCAUGAAGUCUGGUAAAGACAUCAAACUCGUACAAGUGCAAAAAGUAUUGAAGGGACUGGAGGCAUUCCAAUCUACCAUUAAGGAAACAGAGGAGGAGUUGGAGUGUGUCUUUAGACGAUUACUGAAAACCAGAGUUUCCCUUCUCAACAUUCUGAACCGCUAA